UCUGUUACCAACUUCCGUCAGAGGAGAAGAAGAAGAAACUCCGGAAGCAGGCGGUGUUAGCAGUUAGUGUUAGCAUCAGCUGUUCGGCGGCAAUUAAUCGGUCAAGUGUUCAUUACUCUUGGGUUCUUAUGUUUGGAACUGCACACUUUAAAACAGCCCUAACCCUAGCCCUAGCUACACCUGCGACCUGCCGCCUGCUACCAAGACAGGAAACACUCUGACGAGUCCUCGGUCCUCUGUGUCUCUGAUGAUAUGAGCAGCUCUGCUCAGAGGAAGAGGAGGACUACAGGAAGUCCUCUGGUUUCCAGACCCAGCAACAAGACCAACAGAGCAGGCAACGUUAGGAGGACGGCUAAUGCUAACAGAGCAGCUAACGCUAACAGAGCAACUAACAGGACGGCUAACGUUAGCAGAACAACUGAUGGGGACCCUGCCCCCCCCACAGAGACCAUCGACGUGAUGGACAACACUGAGGACAGUGUGGAGGAGGUGGUGGAUCUGACCUGUGAAGGAUCAGAAGCUCCGGUGGUCGACCUCACAAACAACGACUCCGUUCUGCUCGUGGAUGAAGGUCCUCAGAACAGAAGAGUCCCCACAGGAGAGAGUUACAUCGUCAGCAGUGAUGAAGAUGAGGACAUGCCCCCUGUCCUCAACGCCGCUGUGAUGUCAUCAGUACACACCUCCAGGUCGACCCCGGGGACGAUCAGCUGUCCCGUCUGUCUGGACUCGUACUCUGAGAUUGUCGACAGCGGCCGAUUGGUUGUUUCCACUAAAUGUGGUCACGUGUUCUGCAGUCAGUGUCUGAGAGAUGCUCUGACAUCAUCACACACCUGUCCUACCUGCAGGAAGAGACUCACCCACCGCCAGUACCACCCCCUCUACAUCUGACAUCACUCUGACAUCACCACACACACCUUAGCUGCUGUUGGACAACAUAUUUCCAAUGACAUCAUCAGUGACAUCAUCAGAUGUUUUUUGCUGCUGAUUUUAUUUUGUCAGGAAACAUUCAAUCAGUUGAUUUAUUAUUGAUUGGUAAUUGAUCAGUCAGAGCUGAUUGAUAACUGAUAGUUUUCAUUCCUCAGUUGUCAGCUCAGAUUUCUGUUUCAGUUUUUUUAAUGUUUAUUUUCUCAUGUGAAAAAGUAGAAAUAAAUUCUAUUGACCUCUGUGAAAACA
Molecule: messenger RNA, 1173 nt
Organism: Lates calcarifer (barramundi perch)
Lineage: Eukaryota; Metazoa; Chordata; Actinopteri; Centropomidae
Gene: rnf4
Product: ring finger protein 4
Biological process (GO): positive regulation of transcription by RNA polymerase II
Molecular function (GO): zinc ion binding; transcription factor binding
Source: RefSeq, a predicted model, not a curated record